AGUAAAAUAUCUUAUGCUCUUCUUUUCUAUUCCAGUAUGGCAUCAAAGAUGGAAAUCAAGAAAACCAACCUUAACUGGGCAGAUAGUGCUUGUCAAGGAAGAUAAAGAAUUAGCUCAACUCAGGGGGAUGGCUGAGACUGUGGGAUUAGCCAAUGCUUGUUAUGCUGUCAGCACUCUUCCUUCUCAAGCAGAGAUCGAGUCAUUGCCAGCUUUUCCUCGGGACAAAUUGAACCUACAUAAGUUGUUAGGAAGUGGAGCAUUUGGAGAGGUGUAUGAAGGGACUGCAUUAGAUAUCCUGGCAGAUGGAAGAGGGGAAUCCAAAGUAGCAGUCAAGACUUUGAAGAGGGGUGCAACAGACCAAGAGAAGAGUGAAUUCUUGAAGGAGGCACACUUAAUGAGUAAAUUUGAUCAUCCCCACAUUCUGAAGCUACUUGGAGUGUGCCUGUUAAAUGAACCUCAGUACCUUAUACUGGAACUGAUGGAAGGAGGAGAUCUGCUUAGCUAUUUACGAGGAGCCAGAAAGCAAAAGUUCCAGAGUCCCUUACUGACAUUGACUGACCUCUUGGAUAUAUGCUUGGAUAUUUGCAAAGGUUGUGUCUAUUUAGAGAAAAUGCGUUUCAUACACAGGGACCUGGCUGCUCGCAACUGCCUUGUGUCUGAGAAGCAAUACGGGAGCUGCUCCCGAGUGGUAAAGAUUGGUGAUUUUGGACUUGCCAGAGAUAUCUAUAAAAAUGAUUACUACAGGAAAAGAGGAGAAGGCCUGCUCCCUGUCAGAUGGAUGGCUCCUGAAAGCCUCAUUGAUGGCGUGUUUACAAAUCGCUCUGAUGUUUGGUGAGCUAUAGUAGGAACACAGCGGUGCGAAAAGAUAGUGAAUCCCACAGCAAGAAAAUACUGAUUUACAGCAGCAAUGAUAAGCUUGAAUAUUUCCAUCUCAAAUAAUUCACAAGCUAAGGUAGAUUUCUUCCUGUGUGGUGUUUUCAUGAAUUGGUAAAAAAACUUGGCUCAACAACUGUAUCUGCUUGUAAGUAUUUCUUUACUUAAUGCUCUGGGCUGUAGCCCUGGGAUCCUGGAUGGGAAAAACUAGUGUUGCUCAAUGAAACAGUUUUAUAUAAGGCCCAAUUUU
Messenger RNA from Meleagris gallopavo (turkey), 1123 nucleotides. The record is from RefSeq and is a predicted model, not a curated record. NCBI's taxonomy places the organism in Eukaryota, Metazoa, Chordata, Aves, Galliformes, Phasianidae.